Messenger RNA from Peronospora matthiolae, 1473 nucleotides. The record is from the annotation of a GenBank genome assembly. NCBI's taxonomy places the organism in Eukaryota, Oomycota, Peronosporomycetes, Peronosporales, Peronosporaceae.
AUGGCACCCCCUAAAUCGUCUGCUAUCUUCACCGUCGAAGAUGCCAAGAUAGCGUUCAAUAUUUUCUGCUGCGUCUGCGGUAUCGGCUCGCUCGGCAUGCCGUCCAACUACGCUCGUGCUGGUUGGGUCUAUGCGACCAUCGCCCUGCUCUUCAUGGCGUUCGCGAACAUCUACGCAUCGGUUCUGCUGUCUAAAGUGCUCCUCGUCGCUCCCUCUUCUGUGCGGACGUACAGUGAUUUGGGCGAGUGGGUCGCUGGGAGGUGGGGUCGACUCGUCAUCCUCAUAUCCCAAAUGGGGGUGUGCCUGCUCAUGCCUUGCGCCUUCCUUGUGCUCGGCAGUUCGCUGCUCGAUGUGCUGUUCCCAGACUGCUACAGCCAGACAGUCUGGAUCAUCUUCAUGGCCCUCACGGUCGUUCCCGUGUCGUUGAUUCCCACAAUGAAAGAGAGUACUGGCAUGGCAGUGGCGGGAUGCCUCGGCACGAUCGUCGCCGAUAUCGUUGGCAUUGCGAUCCUUUUCCACGAAAUGCGUGGCCACUCGUCACCCCCGACAGCCAAUGCAUCUCCUCACCAGGUCGUCACGACUUUUGGCAACCUCUCGCUCGCGUAUGCUGCUGCAACAGUCGUCCCCGAUCUCCAACGCCAGCACUCGCAGCCCGAACGCAUGCCCCGUGUCAUCGUGGUCAGUCUCGGGCUCGCCUCGGCCUUUUUUGUGGCCGUUGCUGUCUGCGGCUACGCUCUCGGCGGCUGCCAAAUGUCGGGCAACCUCCUCUUCUCUAUCGUCAAUACGUCGGACCCGUACGCCGUCACGACGCUCGGCUUUACCGCCAACCGUGGCGCUGUCGUCAUGGCCUUCCUGUUCAUGCAGAUGCACCUCGCCGUGGCCUUCUCCACCCUUUUGCAUCCGGCUUUCUACAUGUUUGAGCGCAUGAUCCUCGGGAUGCAUGCACCCGGGACCCCUGGCAAGAAAGAGGAGACAGCGUCUUACCGCCCUGCAUCGACACCCGCCGAGCUCGAACAGAGCAGCCGCGUCUCCCGACCUCAGGGUCUCAGUCGCGUGUCGGCAACCAACACGAUGGUGCCUGGAGAGGACCUGUCCGAGUACAAGGGCCGAGCUAAUGUUCUGCGGUACAUUUUGCUCCGGAUCACGGUGAUCGCCUUACUGGUGCUACUGUCGAUCCUACUGCGCGACCACUUUCUCGACCUCGUCGACUUUACAGGUGCCACUGCUAUCACCAUGUCGAGUCUGGUCGUGCCCCUCGUGUUUUACAACAAGGUCUUUUGGAAAGAGAUUCCGAUCUGGGAGAAGACCAUGUGCGUCACGGUGGCUACCAUUUGCACCAUUGCAGGGUGCUACGUCAUGGUCUUUUCCGGCAAGAACCUCUUCAAUCCGGGCGACAAGGGUGCGACUUUCCCCUACUGCUCAGUAGAGUUCCAAGAAGAGCCGUACUACGUGGUGGGGAACAUCACGGCGUGA